AUGAUAUCCGACAGAAUUUUGAAAAUUUCAUCCUCAAAGGUUAAAGAUGAGGAUAAAACUCGUGAGGAGCUCAUCGAAGAGCUCAAACACAUGAAAAAGUUAGCAUUGGCCAAUGGUAACUCUAGAAUUAUGUUGGAUGAAAUGUAUCAGGUAACUAUACAUAUUGCUCUUUGUUUGUUUGAUUUGUCCAUUAUUGUUAAUCGUUCAUUAUUGGAUCAUCAUGGUAAUCUAUUGGAUGUAAAUGAACCCGCUCUACAUGGAGGUGGUAUGAUUCGUUCGAAUAUCGUUGGUAUGCCAUUCUGGGAUUGUAGGUGGUGGGCUGUCUCUGAGAAGACAAAGAUCGAUUGUCGUGAAGCAGUGUACAGUGCAGCACAAGGCAAUUUCGUGCGUUACGAAGUCGAUAUCUUUGGAAAAUCAGCUGGUACAGAGACGAUCACUAUCGAUUUCUCACUGAUGCCACUCUUUGACGACAAUGGAAAGGUGUGGCUCAUCCUACCAGAGGGUAGAAACAUCACUGAAAAGAAACAGGCAGAGGAUGAAAUCGCAAGAAAAAACGACGAACUAAGAAAACUCUAUGAGAAAAUUAAGGAAUUAGAUGAAUUGAAAACACAAUUCUUUGCAAAUGUAUCACAUGAAUUAAGAACACCUUUAACAUUAAUUACUCAUCCAACAGAAAAGUUAUUAAAAGAUCCAACGAUUUCAGCUUCUUCAAAGAAAUAUUUGGAAGUUAUUGCAAGAAAUACACGUGGUUUGUUGAAACAUGUAAACAAUCUAUUGGAUAUCAGCAAGUUGGAAGCUGGUAAGAUGGAAGUACAAUAUGCAAUGGUCGAUGUAGGUCGUACAGUCAGUCUGAUUGCAUCGUGUUUUGAACUGUUGGCACGUGACAACAAUCUUGAUUAUAGUACGGUGAUUCCGGAUGGCGCUGCACUGAUGGCAGCUAUCGAUUCCGAUAAAAUCAAUCGUGUCAUCACCAAUCUCAUUUCGAAUGCAUUCAAAUUCACUCCACGCGGUGGAAAGAUUCGUGUACAGGUAGAUCGUACCACCAUGCCCAGUGGCGAAUUGGCCUUUGAGGUUGUAGUGUCUGACAGUGGUCCAGGUGUGCCCGAACAUCUUCACGCAAUUAUAUUCGAUCGUUUCAGACAGGUCGAUGGUGGAUCCACCAGAAAGCACGGUGGAACUGGUCUGGGAUUGUCGAUUGUCAAAGAGUUUGUCGAGCUACACAAGGGAACCGUCAGCAUCUCCUCGUCAAAGCAGGGAACCGGUGCGGUAUUUACCAUCAAGAUUCCAGUAUCUCCCAAUAUCGACUCGCUUGCCCACAAGACUACAAUCUCUGACUCUAAUGUUUCAUCGUUGGUCUCAUCGUCGUCGUUGAUUUCCGAAGACUCUGAGAAUCAUGUUCGCCAAUCGAUGGGUAGUGUGUUCAGUGCAGAGAUGAUCGCCAAGCAGGCAUCUGAGGAGUUGGAAGUUCGUGAGGGUUACAAUGCUAAUGGCGAGUUUGACAUGGAGGAGCCAGAGACAAUGGCCAAACCAUCGAUUCUCGUCGUCGAAGAUAAUGUAGAGAUGAAUCGUUUCAUUGCAGAGUUGUUGGCAUCGCGAUAUCGUAUCUACACGGCAUACGACGGUGUCGAAGGUCUGGAGAAACUAAAGGGAUUCACACCAGAUUUGAUAGUGACAGAUUGUAUGAUGCCAAACAUGAGUGGUGACGAAAUGGUCGAGCGAAUUCGUCAGAUGCCAGAGUAUGACAACAUUCCCAUUGUUCUCCUCACUGCCAAAGCCGACGAAAACAUGCGUGUCAAACUCUUGAACAACGGUUGUUCCGACUAUAUUAACAAACCUUUCAGUGCUGAGGAACUAACUGCACGUAUCACUAAUUUGAUGUCGAUGAAGAAAGCCAAGCAGUUCCUUCAGGAGGAGUUGAAAUCUGCCAACAAUGAUCUCGGUGAGCUAGUCAACGAGCUGGCAUCAAAGAAGCGUGACCUACAGUUAUUGGUGAAACAAUUGGACCAAGAGCGAUCGUUAUUGAAUCAGGCAAACACACACAAAGAUGAAUUCCUUAUGAACUUGUCACACGAGUUGAGAACUCCACUCAAUGGAAUACUCGGUUGGAGUCAGGUACUCCGCUACGAGCCAGACGCCGACGAACUAAAGCAUGGAAUAGAAACGAUAGAGCGAUGCGCGCGUGCCCAGAAUCAAUUGGUUAACGACCUACUAGAUAUGUCAUUGAUUAUCAGUGGUAAAUUCCAGAUCACUAGUGAACCUAUCAAUAUAUCAGAGAUCAUAGAGAAUGCUUUGGAAUCACUAACAUUCAUCGCAAAGACCAAGAAUGUAAAAUUGGAUGUCGAUGUGAAACAACAACAUUUUUGUGCGCGUGGAGAUUCCACUCGUCUUCAACAGGUCAUAUGGAAUCUGGUGUCGAACGCCAUCAAAUUCUCGAAGGAUUCGCAAGGCGCUGUAAGUGUACGGCUAAGCCGCUCCGACGGCAGCGACGUCUAUGGCGUCACCGGUGCACCAGCAGAUCACGUCAAGCAGAUGAUGGCAACCAACAAAUCGUGGGCAUUGAUCAGAGUAACCGAUAAUGGCAAAGGUAUAUCGGGCGAGUUUCUUCCACAUGUGUUUGAUCGAUUCCGUCAAGCCGACUGCAGUUCCACUCGACACUAUGGCGGUCUUGGUCUUGGAUUAUCUAUUGUAAAUAAUAUUGUUGAGUUACACGGUGGUAUUUCAUUUGCCUACUCUGAUGGAGUUGGCAAAGGUGCAUCAUUCUCUAUACUGCUGCCAAUCGAGCAAGAGAACCUCAAGCGAAGUCGAACCGAGCUGGAUACGCCACUGCAAAUGUACAACGGACAGGCAUUGGCCGGCCUGAAAGUAAUGGUAGUUGACGACUUUGAGGAGACGCUCCACCUCUUGUCGGUGAUGCUCACCAAGCAAGGCGCCAAAGCAGAGACAUAUCUCAGUGCAGCCGACGCAAUCAACGCAUUCCAACAAAACAUCAAAUCAACAGAUUCAACAGAGUCAACAACAGCAUCUGCACCUGUUGAUAUUAUCCUCACUGAUAUCACAAUGCCGCAUGUCGAUGGCUACAAAUUCAUAGAGAUGAUUCGUGAGCGAGAGAAUAGUCUCGGUCUUCCGGCAACGCCAGUCAUCGCCUUGACGGCAGCUGCUUCCAUCGCCGACAAAACCAAGGUCCAAUCAUUUGGAUUCAACAUGCACAUUGCCAAACCUGUAAAUUUAUAUGAACUCACCAAUUCAAUCUUAAAACUCACUUCAAAAACAUCAACAUCAACGUCUUCCUCACAACAACAAUUGGCGCUCACUCAUUCCUCAUCAUCUUUAACCACCAGCGCGCCAGCUUCGAUAACAACACCGUCACCUUUGUUAACAUCAACAACUACGACCACCACCACAACCACAACCACUACAACCACAUCAUUUUGUCCAAAAAAACAGUUGGAACAACAACUUCAUCAACAACAACCAAACCAUUUGAAUGGUAAUGGUAAUGGCAAUGGUGUACAUCCUACGACUAUUACUGAACCAAACAAUGACAUGAUUAUUGAUGAAGAGAAUCAAAGAGUGAAAAAGAAAACUAAAGAGUAA
Heterostelium album PN500 is the source of this 3594-nucleotide messenger RNA. It is a transcript of the gene dhkD, whose product is annotated as histidine kinase. Gene Ontology annotation, molecular function: phosphorelay sensor kinase activity. The transcript is spliced from 3 exons. Gene Ontology annotation, biological process: phosphorylation; phosphorelay signal transduction system. The record is from RefSeq and is a predicted model, not a curated record. The coding region runs from base 1 to 3594 and encodes 1197 amino acids. Lineage: Eukaryota; Evosea; Eumycetozoa; Acytosteliales; Acytosteliaceae.